AUGCUCGAAAUCGACAAGACCGAUUUCCGACAGCACUUGGAGUGGCUGGUGGAUCAGUUGGCCGCCGAUUCAGCUCCGUAUUUAGAGGAAAGACCUCGCUUUGCUCAUGGAGUCCUUGUCCUCACAGAUCACGGGAGUGGGGAAAUCAUGAAGGUAAACACUUUGACCGCUCAAACAAUUAAACUGUUUUACAAAGGUUGGCUCGUUAGCCAUUCUUUCCUUUUCCACUAAAAGUACAAAAAAAGGCAAUUCUAAGUACUUUCUGACCAAUAAAAAGAACGCUGUUUUGAUUACUUUACGUAAUUAAAGUAGCUUCUAAUUAUCUUGUACAAACAUUAUAACUACUUUUGCAACUAAAACAACUUCUAAACUAUCUUAUAUAAACAUACUUGCAGGCAUCGCUGAUAAAACAACUGGACCUCGAGAUCGACGAACAUCGUAUCUUCAGCACCCAUGAAGAGCAUCAGAAGGACGAGAUCCGAACUCAGACGGAUUCUGGAGUCAACUUCAAUCCCUCGUCUCCAGAAUUGGAUGACUUCACGCUGAGUUCACCUGUGCCUCCAGAAGGCCUCGAGAAGAACACAGAGCUGCCAUUUGUUCCCUUAUCAAAGUAUGUUAAGAAAACAGAGCCUCCAGUCGACCAAACGGGUGUUAAGAUGAUAAGAGUCGAGGAAAAUGUUUCGGAUCAAUCCCAACAUAAACAACAAGUUAUUGAUACUCGACAACAGUUAAGGUCCCCAGAGGUCACAACUCCCACGUUUAAUGACAGAAGAAGUACCAUUGAUGAACACAGAAGUACUGUUCAUGAUAGUACCACUAACGACAGGAGAAGUACCUUUGAUGAUCACAGAAGCACUGUUUAUGAGCAACAUAGUACUAACGAUGGAAGAGGUACUAUCGAUGACCAGAAUUAUAAUGUUCAUGAUCGAAGAGGAACUAAUCACCAUGAUACCACUGAUGGUCGGAGAAGCACCAUUGACGACGACUACAACAACUCUGUACAUUUCAAACAACUCAACGACAAUACUUAUUCAUCUACAAAACGAGAUUCAAACGCUUUUGAACAUCGACAAUCUGUUUCACAAAAUUACAGUCAAGACCAUAGGCCGUCUGUCAUCAGCAUACCUAGAAGCUCCAUAUCUCAUCAAGGAAACUAUGUCAUCACAGAGUAAGUCCACCACAGUGUCUGUAGCCGACAUUAAUGUAGUAGGGUAAAUGAAUACUGAAGUAUAAGACAGCCCAAGGCUUUCUGUCACGACUAUGCUUGAAUAUUGUUAUUCUAGGUAUUUUUUGACCAAUACAAGCUUUAAAACUUUUUAAUUAUAUUACUUUCAGUCCGGGCGACAUUGCCAUUCCAGCCCUCGUAGGAACCUACUACGAAAGACCUGAAUUCGUGCAUCGUUCCUUCCGAUCUCACGUUGAAGAGACAACGUUCCCCUCCAUCGACAGAUUCCGCACGGUACGGCAAGAGACUGUGAGUGUGUUCGACCAUCCUCGACGGACUCCAUUAACGUCGCCCAUGAGUCACUGUUCCUCAUCGACGCCGACGUUCACAUCGUUGAGUUCCUCGAUUCCAUCGCAACAAACCCAUCGUGAAGCGGAUUCAGAUGCCAUUGAGAAGGCGGUCAAGAUUCUACAGGAUUCUUGUGAAAUGCUAGAUGAGACUGCCGAGAGAAUCGCUGUAAGUUAUCUCAGGCUUCUGAAUGAGUUAUAAAUCAAAAUAACUUUAAUAUAAAGCAAGUAUAAAGGUCAAAAAAUCCGUAGAAUUUCUUUGCAAACUAUAUUUUCAACUUUUAACUUCUCUAUUCGCUUCCUUCUAAAAAAUACUACAAAAUUCAAAAGUAUUCGUCCAAAUUCCCCGUAGACCCCAAGUGUUAUGCACUUUUUGACCGAACUUUCAAUUUUGAGCUGUUUUUCGGCUGAAAUUCAUGACACUUUGAACGUGAUGUUGUUAUAACUUUGAUGAAUCUCUGGUCUUCUCUGUUGGGACACGUUUGUUUUAACAACUGUUUGUGUGCAAGUUCAUAGUUAAUAUAUGAUUCAGAAAUCAAGGUACAAAGACAGUCCACAUGGACAAUAUAAUUAAACAUGUGACCUGGUUUUGCAAAAACAUACUUUUGUUCAAAAAGUGAUAGCAAAACUCAACGAAUGUUUUUGGUAAAAGAUUAUUCUACGCACUUCUUGACCGAUUUAGAUUCUGAAUUUUGAGAUUUUUAAAAUUAAAAUAUAAAAAUAAAGUAAAUAGUAAAAAAUGAAAACAUUUUUUUGGUCUAUAAAUUCAUAGAACAGCUUCUUUUGUCUGAUUACCACUCCUUUUGUACCUCUAUUUACCUUUUGCCUCCGCUUCCAAAACUUACUAAACACAAAUAAACAAUAUCUAGCUACAACAACUCGUAAGACCACCUGUAAACAGGAUCUGUCGCCUGAACCGGCUUUCUAUUGUCAAAACGAUUUAUAUAAGCUUAACCAAAUUCAUCGACAAUCGUUUCAGAAUCGUCGACGAAAGAGUGAUUAUCCCAAAUACUCGCAACAAUACACUUCCGCCUUCCAAUUUCCGAGCGAACUCCGCGCCACUAAUUAUUGA
Messenger RNA from Bursaphelenchus okinawaensis, 2584 nucleotides. NCBI's taxonomy places the organism in Eukaryota, Metazoa, Nematoda, Chromadorea, Rhabditida, Aphelenchoididae. The record is from the annotation of a GenBank genome assembly.